Messenger RNA from Gongylonema pulchrum, 779 nucleotides. The record is from the annotation of a GenBank genome assembly. Lineage: Eukaryota; Metazoa; Nematoda; Chromadorea; Rhabditida; Gongylonematidae.
AUGAUGCUACAGGUGACGAAAGGUAGCAAUUGGCCGGUUGUAUUUUUCCGCGAAAUUGACAUUCUGCAGCCUGAUUUCAUGAUGAUCUCAUUGUUUGAUGUCGUUGUGAUAGCACUUUGCCGUAUGUGCAUACUUAUGUUUUUCUAUGCAUUCCUACUAACUGAACAUUGGCUUCCGGUCGCAGUCACCACUAUUACAACGACGCUUUAUCUUGUCGCAAAGUAUAUGGUAUUUUUAUCGUCGUUUGUGGUUGCCUGGUUCGAGAUGUGGCUCGUGCCAUUCCAUGUUCUACCAAGCGAACGUCGUCAAAUGAUUAUUCCGGUGGAGAAUCUGUCAACACUUGUUUCGGCACGGAAUGAACAGACCGAUGAGGAAUUUCGUUCAGCGAUGGAAUAUUCCUCGGCGGAAUAUGUCGAUGCAGUGGACAGAGCUGAAUGGAAAGCCAAAGAAUUGCUAUCACAGACUGGUUCCUGGAAAAUUCUAAGCAGAGGAAGUCCAGAAAUACGAAUGCUAGAAGGCAAACGCACAUAUUACAUACGCGAUGAAAUUGCAUGCUCACCAAAAUGCCUCUUCAAAGCUGUUUGGAAGGAUAAUACGUUGUGGAAUAAGCAUGUCGCUGAAUUCAGAGUAACUUAUAUCUGUUUUGAUGCCUUUUUUCCGUUUGUGCAAUGCAAAAACGCAUAUCGUCGAGCCGCUGUAUGUGUAUGUGUGAGUGUAUCUGUGUGUUUGUCUGUGCUGACUUUUCAUCUCGAGACCCACAAGAGUUACAAAGCUUAGAC